CACGCCAAACACGCAGCCCCCUCCUGCCCAAGUGACAACUGGCCAGCAUACUGUGGGCUGUUGUCCCUUUAAAACUCGAAUCCAAAGGGGCAAUGAUUUAUCAAACUUGUAUUAUCAAGAAGAUGUCAACGGAAGGGCACCUUGCUAUGCACUGACGCAAACCCGGCCUUUCCCACCGAGAUAUAGAAAGCGCCUCUCCUACCCGAGCCAAACCCAGUCCUACUAAAUAGCGGGUUUCACUCUACCGGUUCAAUCUGUUGCCUGUGUCAGAUACGGAUUGCAGUGCUUCCAAGGAAACGAAUAAACAACCAGUCAACAGCAUGGAAGCGGCGGCCCAGGACCACCGGGAGAGCCCGUGCGCACCAAGAACGAGCCCGGAGCAGGAGCUUCCCUCUGCCRCCGCCGUCGCUCCACCACCACGUGUGCCCAGAUCCGCUUCCACCGGCGCCCAAACUUUCCAAUCCGAGGAUGCACGAGUCUGCGAGGCCCAGAGGCCGGGAGUGGGGUUUUGCAAACUCAGUAGCCCGCGGGCGCAGGCGGCUUCAGCGGCCCUUCCAGACUUAAGCGAAGGGUACAGCGCGCAGGGCACCCCUCUUUCUGGGGGCGCCGGGCCCGGCAACGCGUUGCACUGUAAGAUCCCGGUUCUGCGGGGCCCAGAGGGGGAUGAAAACGUGAGUGUGGGCAAGGGCACGUUGGAGCGGAACAAUACCCCGUCUGUGGGCUGGGUGAACAUGAGCCAGAGCACGGUGGUGUUGGGCACAGAUGGGAUCGCAUCGGUGCUCCCUGGCAGCGUGACCACUACUGCCACACAGGAGGACGAGCAAGGGGAUGAGAAUAAGGCCCGAGGGAACUGGUCCAGCAAACUGGACUUCAUCCUGUCCAUGGUGGGGUACGCAGUGGGGCUGGGCAAUGUCUGGAGGUUUCCCUACCUGGCCUUCCAGAACGGGGGAGGUGCUUUCCUCAUUCCUUAUCUGAUGAUGCUGGCACUGGCUGGGUUGCCUAUAUUCUUCCUAGAGGUGUCACUGGGCCAGUUUGCCAGCCAAGGGCCAGUGUCUGUGUGGAAGGCUAUCCCAGCUUUACAAGGUUGUGGCAUCGCAAUGUUGAUCAUCUCUGUCCUAAUAGCCAUAUACUACAAUGUGAUUAUUUGCUACACACUUUUCUACCUGUUUGCCUCCUUUGUGUCUGUGCUACCCUGGGGCUCCUGCAACAACCCUUGGAACACGCCAGAAUGCAAAGAUAAAACCAAACUCUUAUUAGAUUCCUGUGUGAUUAGUGAGCAUCCCAAAAUACAAAUCAAGAACUCGACUUUCUGCAUGACUGCCUAUCCCAACUUGACAAUGGUUAACUUCACCAGCCAGGCCAACAAGACGUUUGUCAGUGGGAGUGAAGAGUACUUCAAGUACUUCGUGCUGAAGAUUUCUGCUGGGAUUGAGUAUCCUGGGGAGAUCAGGUGGCCACUAGCUUUCUGCCUCUUCCUGGCUUGGGUAAUAGUGUAUGCAUCCCUGGCUAAAGGAAUCAAGACUUCAGGAAAAGUGGUGUACUUCACGGCCACAUUCCCCUACGUUGUGCUGGUGAUCCUCCUCAUCCGAGGAGUCACCCUGCCUGGAGCUGGAGCUGGGAUCUGGUACUUCAUCACACCCAAGUGGGAGAAACUCACAGAUGCCACGGUGUGGAAAGAUGCUGCCACUCAGAUUUUCUUCUCUUUAUCUGCCGCAUGGGGAGGUCUGAUCACUCUUUCUUCUUAUAACAAAUUCCAUAACAAUUGCUACAGGGACACUCUAAUUGUAACAUGCACCAACAGUGCCACAAGCAUCUUUGCCGGCUUCGUCAUCUUCUCCGUUAUCGGCUUCAUGGCCAAUGAACGCAAAGUCAACAUUGAGAAUGUGGCGGACCAAGGGCCAGGCAUCGCAUUUGUGGUUUACCCCGAAGCCUUAACCAGGCUGCCCCUCUCUCCGUUCUGGGCCAUCAUCUUUUUCCUGAUGCUCCUCACUCUCGGACUUGACACCAUGUUUGCCACCAUCGAGACCAUAGUGACCUCCAUCUCGGAUGAGUUCCCCAAGUACCUGCGCACACACAAGCCGGUCUUCACUCUGGGCUGCUGCAUUUGUUUCUUCAUCAUGGGCUUUCCCAUGAUCACCCAGGGUGGGAUUUACAUGUUUCAGCUUGUGGACACGUAUGCUGCCUCCUACGCCCUCGUCAUCAUUGCCAUAUUUGAGCUCGUUGGGAUCUCCUAUGUGUACGGCUUGCAAAGAUUCUGUGAAGAUAUAGAGAUGAUGAUUGGAUUCCAGCCCAACAUUUUCUGGAAAGUCUGCUGGGCAUUUGUAACUCCAACCAUUUUAACUUUUAUCCUUUGCUUCAGCUUUUACCAGUGGGAGCCCAUGACCUAUGGAUCUUACCGCUACCCUAACUGGUCCAUGGUGCUGGGCUGGCUAAUGCUUGCCUGUUCUGUUAUCUGGAUCCCAAUUAUGUUUGUGAUAAAAAUGUAUCUGGCACCUGGCAGAUUUAUUGAGAGGCUGAAGUUGGUGUGCUCGCCACAGCCCGACUGGGGCCCAUUCUUAGCCCAACACCGCGGGGAGCGUUACAAGAACAUGAUCGACCCCUUGGGUACCUCUUCCCUGGGACUCAAACUGCCAGUAAAGGAUUUGGAACUGGGCACCCAGUGCUAGUCCAAUGCUGUGGGAUAUUCCAGACUUAAUCUUGUUUUCCUGUCUGCCUCUGCCUAAGAUUUUCCCCAGCUUUCCUCCCAUUUUCCUUCUUUCUCCUCACAUCUUGGUUCACAGCCGUGCAUGAGAUGGUUACAUAGAAAAGUAAGGUAUAGUGACGCGUGACGCAUGCUGUAGUGASAGCCACACAGGCCACUUG
Messenger RNA from Urocitellus parryii (Arctic ground squirrel), 2862 nucleotides. The record is from RefSeq and is a predicted model, not a curated record. Lineage: Eukaryota; Metazoa; Chordata; Mammalia; Rodentia; Sciuridae.